AUUGACAGUAUCUGACUCACACAUUAUCGGUCACUUUCUUGUAGGUAUUUGAUUUUUACUUUUCUAGAAAAAUAGGACGUUAGUAAAUAAUCUUGAGUGUUUUUAUUUCUCUUAGUCAAGGGUGCUAUAUAUAAGAUCCCCAAAAAUUGGAUUUGUUAAGUUUUAACAGUGAUAAUACUUACAUUACAAUGCCAGCUUAUCAUUCGACUUUAGAAUACAGUCAGUCAAUAGGCAAUUUGGCUUUACUUCCUGUACGUACUACUUUCAGAGGCCCAGCGCCUACAAGCCCGAAAAUAGAGUUAGAUGUUAUUGAUGAAGCUUUAAAUUAUUUUAAAGCUAAUGUUUUCUUCAGGUUCUAUGAAAUUAAGUCUGAUGCCGACAGAGUACUCAUUUAUUUAACCUUGUACAUUUCUGAAUGUCUAAAAAGACUGCAAAAGUGCUCAAACAAGAAUCAAGGACAGCAAGAGAUGUAUAUGUUGGCAAUAUCUAAAUUUGAUAUUCCAGGCGAGCCAGGAUUCCCUCUUAAUUCUGUCUAUGCUAAACCAAGCCCCCAAGAAGCAGAUUUGAUGAGGCAAUACUUACAGCAGCUGAGGCAUGAAACUGGAAAUCGAGUUUGUGAAAAGGUUUUUGCGACAGAAGAUGGAAAACCAAGCAAGUGGUGGCUAUGUUUUGCUAAAAGGAAAUUCAUGGACAAGUCUCUUUCGGGCCCUGGCCAGUGAAUUAAACAAACACAUUUCUGUAUUAAUAGUCUUUAUUUUACGUAAUAUUGAUAUCAGUAGUUAUAUUUAAGUCCAAUCAAUUAUUAUCACAGGAAAUUAUAUGAACAUUUUAAACUGUUAAUUUUAUUUGUAUUGUUAUUUUAAAAUAUAUUUAUGCAUAUUUCAGACUUCAA
Messenger RNA from Pararge aegeria (speckled wood butterfly), 892 nucleotides. It is a transcript of the gene Arpc3A, whose product is annotated as actin-related protein 2/3 complex subunit 3. Bases 189 to 719 code for a protein of 176 amino acids. Gene Ontology annotation, cellular component: cytoskeleton; Arp2/3 protein complex. Gene Ontology annotation, molecular function: actin filament binding. The record is from RefSeq and is a predicted model, not a curated record. Gene Ontology annotation, biological process: Arp2/3 complex-mediated actin nucleation; regulation of actin filament polymerization. The transcript is spliced from 5 exons. Lineage: Eukaryota; Metazoa; Arthropoda; Insecta; Lepidoptera; Nymphalidae.